AUGCAGGAGGCGACGUCUCCGCUCCCGGCGCUGAGCAACGGCUACCAGCCGCUCCCGUCGCUGUACCUGGGGUUCCUGGCCAUAUGGGCGGCCUCUGGCUUCUCCUGGGCCUUCAGCACAUGGAGGAACCGCCAUUACCAGGCGAAUAACCUACAAUGGAUCCUGUCCCUAGUCCCACUGAUCAAAGCGCUCCAAAUGGCACUCUCAUUCCUGUUCUGGUACUCGUGCGUGCACCUUCAGACAUGCUCGCUGUGGAUGUCGUUCGGCGCGUACGUGACGGGGAUCCUCUUCCAGACGGCCUCCUUCGUCUCCUUCGUGCUCAUCUCCCACGGCUACUGCAUCAUGUGCGAGCGCCUCUCCAUCCGGGAGAGACGAACCACGGCCGCUCUCGGGUGCCUUCUGUACCUGAGCCUCAUCGGCUACAAGGCUGCAGUUCCCUACUUCACAGUCAUUCUUCUGGUCAACUAUUUUGCGUCAUUUUACAUCAUAUUUCGGCGUACUUCCCAGAAUCUUAUAGUUCUACAGGAGCAGCUCAGUUUCAUAGAAGAGGAAGACAUCCAUUCCUUGCACGGCGCGCUGAACACAAAGUAUACAAUGUUCAAGAGAUUUCAGGGAACGAUGCAGGUGGCCGCAGUGGCAUUUAUCAUGGUAUACAUGAGGGCCGACGACACACCAGAGAACUACUGGUUUCGCGUGUUAGUACGUGAGUGGGUACAGUUCUGCAUCUUCAUGUACAUUGGAUGGAACUUCAGAAUCCCUGAAGCCUCACUUCAUCUGCAUACCAUACCCCUUAUGAAAUCAGCAUGGGAGAUCACCAUUCCUCCUAUUUACAGUGUGGAGAUGGACGCAGCCGAUUUCAAAGGUCUAGUCUCGGAUCAAUGGCAUGUUGGAAUGAGGACUGGUUCAGGCUGUUCUGCACAACCCCUACUGGUGCUGGUUCAGAACCCUUGCCCAACGACGGCUUGUCCUUCCGGUAGAGCCUCAAAGUUUCAGUUGGACAGGGACAACCAGGUGUCUAUGCCCAUGUCUGCAUGCUGUACUGAAGCUUUAGGCACUUCCAUUCUUGCCGGCUUCUAUGUUUUCUGCUACAUAAAACCAAUCCAUGACGCCCUAGCCUAG
Messenger RNA from Miscanthus lutarioriparius, 1119 nucleotides. The record is from the annotation of a GenBank genome assembly. NCBI's taxonomy places the organism in Eukaryota, Viridiplantae, Streptophyta, Magnoliopsida, Poales, Poaceae.